AUGGAAACGAUUGAGUCAGCGACACAUAUUAACGACCUUCCCGACGACAUCCUCGCUAAGAUACUAUGGCAUUGCGAGGAGUCAACACCUUGGAAACCCGAGAGUGACGCGUUAUGGUCUCGGCAUUCAUUGUUGCCGAGACCACCACGGUACCUUCGCUCGAUCGUCUUAGACAAAGAUCCCAGUCCUGAGGAGGAAGACUCGUAUCCAGUAUCGUACCCCUCCGCCGUUCCAACCGCUGCCAAGAUCUUCCUCGUGUCGUCGGUGUGCCGUCGUUGGCGCGAUGUAGCUCAGCGUAACAUCUCCACGCUGCUCGUCGAAAGAAAACAAGCUAUUCCCCUCCAACAACUCUCGAAUGCCGUCGCGUGCUUCCCGAAUCUCACCCAUCUCCAUCUGUGCGACGGCAGCGUGGAUUCCCUAGACGACUCCUUCCUCGCUCACCUCGCGUCAUCCUGUCCUAAGCUCAAGAGUCUCCACGUGGGACGCGGGAUCACUCAGCAUCGGGACUACGUCGGACCGAAGCAUAAGCACCCGAUCACCGAGUCUGGCCUGGAUCGCUUCUUCCAGCGAUGCACUCAGCUGGAGCAGCUUUCACUGCUCUGCCUCCAUCGGGACGUCCACCUACCCGCUUCCUUCUUCCGCCUCACGAGUCUGCACACCCUGGCGUUAACAGCCGCCUCCGCCUUAGAAGCUCCAGAUCUGGAGACCCUCUCUUCUCUCACCACUCUUCAUAUCGCCUUCCCGGAGUUGACCGAGGAGCAACUGGCCAACGUGCGUCGUCUUCCCAGCAUCACCGGCCUUUCACUCUCUGCCGGGACCUCGUUUUCUCCUCAUGGCUCGGCUGCCUUCGCCAUCGCACAGCUGCCUUUGAUCAAAUCGCUGGACUCUCGCCACGUGUUGCUGUCGGAUUGGCCAUUGACCAGUCUAGAACGCCUGCAGAUAUCAGAUUGCAGAGAUUUGAAGCGACUUCCGGCCAGAAUCGAGGAGUUGCUGCCGCGUCUGCGUGAGCUGACCGUUUCCAGCUGCCAUGCCUUGGAGGAGCUGCCGGAGGGUGUCUGUUCCCUGAAGCACCUCGAGACUUUGGCAGUCAUCAAAUGCGACCAAUUCCGCUGCCUGCCUGAAAACGUUGGGCGAUUGUCUGCCUUGUCAACUCUGGUUCUGGGUUAUCUGCCGCUGCUGGCGAGCCUGCCUGCCUCGAUCUGCCAGCUCAGCUCGCUGGAGACCUUCUUUCUGCUCUUGUGCGACUCAAUCCGCGAGCUGCCAGCAGGGUUCGGCUGCCUCACAGCUGUCACGACUCUCUGCCUCGAAGGAGUGGAGCUUCCAGCGGACAUAGGACGCCUCAGUAACCUCCACACGCUGCUUCUGGAAAGGAGCUUCGGAUAUCCGCAUCUCCCGUGCUCGUUAUCCUCGUUAUCCGAGAUCACAUCGCUGACGAGGCUUGAGCUGAACGUGUGCGGCGUGGAGUUGCUGCCGGAGGGCGUGGGGUCGCUCAGCAGCCUGCGCGAGCUGCACGUCUCAGGUUGCCCUUGGCUCACGGCCGUUCCAGCGUCCGUGACGGGCCUGACUGCCCUUGAAGCUCUCUCUCUCGCUGACUGCCCUCUGACCUCAGCACCCACAAGGCUGGACGGCUUGACACGGCUCAAGCGGCUGGAGGUGGCCCGAUGUGACAUGCUGACACGGCCUCCUCUAGUCCUGCCGGCUUCAAUCGAAUGGCUGAGUUGGGGAAAUGACUGGCAGGCCAUGGCUCUGCCAGACCUCUCCACGCUGACGGGGCUUCGAACGCUCCGCCUGGAAGAGGUUGCGGUGCCGUGUGGGGUCGCUGUGAGCAGGAGCCUAUCGCACCUGGAGCACUUACAGCUCACUUUGGCAGGCAAUGCGGAGGAGCUUCCAUUCUCCUUGACGUUCCUCUCCCGCCUGCGCACCCUGUAUAUUCACAACGCGACGAAUCUCCAAAGGCUGCCGGCCGACAUCGGGUCGGCACUGCCGCAGCUGCGGAAGCUGAAGCUGAAAUAUGCGGAGAAGUUGAGGGAGCUGCCAGCGAGUGUGACUGCGCUGCAGAACCUCACGAGCUUGGAUUGCUUCGCGCCCAAACUGGCUUCUCUGCCGCAUGACAUCGCUGCUUUAUCCAGGCUGCGGGAGCUGCACCUCUAUUACAAUCAGCUUAAGCAGCUGCCUGCCUCUUUCACCCAGCUUGCCUGCCUGAACAAGCUGUCGAUUCUAAACAGCCCCAUCCGUUCCCUGUGUCCCAACGCUGCACAGUUCACGCGGCUCAGAUCCCUCGAUCUGUCAGGCUGUGCGCAGCUGGAGGCAUUGCCGGGGGAUUUGGUUGUAUGUAAGCCCCCCUCUAACCUGCUCUGCCCGUUGCUCUGCCCUCUGAUUUGCCCUCUGCUCUGCCCUCUUCUCUGCCCUCUGCUCUGCCCUCUGCUCUGCCCUCUGCUCUGCCCUCUGCUCUGCCCGUUGCUCUGCCCUCUGAUUUGCCCUCUGCUCUGCCCUCUUCUCUGCCCUCUCUUCGGCCAUCUGCUGCCAUGCCAUGCCACCAUCCACGCCGCUGCCCCUCAGUCAGCACUGCCCCUCAGUCAGCAUUGCCCCUCAGUCAGCACUGCCCCUCAGUCAGCACUGCCCCUCAGUCAGCACUGCCCCUCAGUCAGCACUGCCCCUCAGUCAGCACUGCCCCUCAGUCAGCACUGCCCCUCAGUCAGCACUGCCCCUCAGUCAGCACUCAGUCAGCACUGCCCCUCAGUCAGCACUGCCCCUCAGUCAGCACUGCCCCUCAGUCAGCACUGCCCCUCAGUCAGCACUGCCCCUCAGUCAGCACUGCCCCUCAGUCAGCACUGCCCCUCAGUCAGCACUGCCCCUCAGUCAGCACUGCCCCUCAGUCAGCACUGCCCCUCAGUCAGCACUGCCCCUCAGUCAGCACUGCCCCUCAGUCAGCACUGCCCCUCAGUCAGCACUGCCCCUCAGUCAGCACUGCCCCUCAGUCAGCACUGCCCCUCAGUCAGCACUGCCCCUCAGUCAGCACUGCCCCUCAGUCAGCACUGCCCCUCAGUCAGCACUGCCCCUCAGUCAGCACUGCCCCUCAGUCAGCACUGCCCCUCAGUCAGCACUGCCCCUCAGUCAGCACUGCCCCUCAGUCAGCACUGCCCCUCAGUCAGCACUGCCCCUCAGUCAGCACUGCCCCUCAGUCAGCACUGCCCCUCAGUCAGCACUGCCCCUCAGUCAGCACUGCCCCUCAGUCAGCACUGCCCCUCAGUCAGCACUGCCCCUCAGUCAGCACUGCCCCUCAGUCAGCACUGCCCCUCAGUCAGCACUGCCCCUCAGUCAGCACUGCCCCUCAGUCAGCACUGCCCCUCAGUCAGCACUGCCCCUCAGUCAGCACUGCCCCUCAGUCAGCACUGCCCCUCAGUCAGCACUGCCCCUCAGUCAGCACUGCCCCUCAGUCAGCACUGCCCCUCAGUCAGCACUGCCCCUCAGUCAGCACUGCCCCUCAGUCAGCACUGCCCCUCAGUCAGCACUGCCCCUCAGCGCUGCCUGCUGCAGCGGGUUCUGCAGGCGCAUGCAGCACCACUCCCGCCAGGUCAUUCGGGCCCGGAAAGGAGGAGCAGGAGGCGGGAGAUGCGCCACUGA
This is a messenger RNA of Closterium sp. Naga37s-1, 3624 nucleotides long. NCBI's taxonomy places the organism in Eukaryota, Viridiplantae, Streptophyta, Zygnematophyceae, Desmidiales, Closteriaceae. The record is from the annotation of a GenBank genome assembly.